UAUGAAUUUUUUAUUUCUCAGGUCCUCCACACUCUCAGCUGUAUGGCCCGUAAGAAUGGCCUCUUCCUGGUGGCUAACAUGCCGUCCCGUCAGAGCUGCAACCGAACCUCAGACCCUCGCUGUCCUGAAGACGGUCAGUACCAUUUCAACACCAACGUGGUGUUCAGCGAUCAGGGCAUCAUCGUAGCCCGAUAUCACAAACAGAACUUGUACUUUGAGGCGGCGUUUGAUGCUCCCCUGGAGUGUGAGUAUGUUACGUUCACCACACCGUUCGCAGGUCGAUUUGGGGUGUUUACCUGCUUCGACAUCCUGUUCCGUGACCCGGCGGUGACUCUAGUAAAGGAAAUGGGCAUUCGGCAGAUCGUGUAUCCGACCGCGUGGAUGAACCAGCUCCCCCUGCUGGCCGCCGUACAGUUUCAGCGCUCAUUCUCGCACGCGAUGGGCGUCACGCUGCUGGCCGCCAACGUCCGAGCCGCAGAGUACGGCAUAACCGGCAGCGGCAUCUUCACGCCGUGGGAUUCACUCAUUCAUCAUGAUACAGAGGGAAAUUCUGGGAAAUUGCUAGUGUGUAGAGUGCCAGUUUUGGACCCAUCAAUUAUAGGGGACAGGCUUAAACUGGUGCCAUUUUCUGGGUAUCAAAGUUCAAAAGAACCAGAAAAUAUGCACGUUUGGCCUACAAAUAGUUAUAAUGCAAAUCAUGAUGGAAAGUACUGCCAGAAAGACUCCGAAUGUGCCAAAGGAACUUCAUCUAUAACCUUUAACUCCAUCAUGAUGUAUGAUCAUUUCACUCUGGUGCCUUUGCAAGGCACUGAAGGGAACAUCAGCAUUUGUAGUGGUUCAGUUUGCUGCCACCUGCUGUUCCGGAGAUCAGAUGUGCGGGAGUUUUACGCUCUAGGUGUCUUCGACGGCCUCCAUGUGGUGCAUGGGACAUAUUACCUGGAGAUUUGUGCUCUGGUGAGGUGCACAGGUGAGCAUCACAGCAGCUGCGGAGGAGAAACUGAACACGCUCAGACGCUGAUGGACUUCAGGCUCGCGGGGACCUUCACGACGACUCACGUAUUCCCGGGGAUUCUGGGUAGCGGGAUGACUCUGAAUAUUCCGGAUCAUUCUGGUUGGGAGGGUGGAAAUGGGUUUUACAUGAGCCGGACCGGAAUGAGCGCUGGGCUUGUAACCGCAGUGCUGUAUGGGAGACACUAUGAGAAGGACAAAGUCUAAAAAAUACACCGUUCUUACUCUGGUUUUUAUAGGACACUGAUUGUAAUGCAUUCUAAAUUAGAUCAUUUCACUUAAAAGAAAUGCAUUUGUUCACCCAAAAACAAAAUUUUGUGUCAUCAUUUUAAUAAAACCUGUUCUGAUGCUUUAU
Molecule: messenger RNA, 1363 nt
Organism: Carassius carassius (crucian carp)
Lineage: Eukaryota; Metazoa; Chordata; Actinopteri; Cypriniformes; Cyprinidae
Product: biotinidase-like
Exons: 1
Source: RefSeq, a predicted model, not a curated record